Molecule: messenger RNA, 966 nt
Organism: Mytilinidion resinicola
Lineage: Eukaryota; Fungi; Ascomycota; Dothideomycetes; Mytilinidiales; Mytilinidiaceae
Exons: 2
Coding region: 1-966 (321 amino acids)
Source: RefSeq, a predicted model, not a curated record
AUGUCCUCCUCACCCUCCUUCGACGCAUUCUGUGCAUAUGAAUCCUGUUCUCAGCAAGGAAUCAUCCUCUGUAAUUGCAACAACGCCCCGGAAUACGACACCCAGCGCCCCCCUGCCUCCAUUCCAGCUUGGUGUUAUGACCAUUGCGGCACCGCCAUGCUCCAUGUCCUCCAAAGCCCUCAUUACGCGGAGUGCAUGGUGCGGAGAGACAGGAAAUUAAUCAGUGCUAUAGGCACGGCGAUUAAGCGCUGGUACUUAACGUACGCCGAAAGCCUGAUCAAUCUCCUCGUCCAUAAUGUGACGACCACCUGUGGCACAAUCAACGUUAGCUGCACUAGGAAGGCACUCGGCGAGGUUUGCGCCCUUCCGAGUAAUCUUGAAGAGUGGGAGAAAGAAGCAGUGUUAGCAUUCGACCAGAGCGACCUGUCACUUGCACUUACAAGAGAGAUCUUGAGGCUUUUUGAAGGCGACGUCUCUCCAAUCAAGGACGUAAAGGUCUUGAGUGCCGAGAGUCCGGAAACACCGCUGAAGACGGUCCUCCACCUCCCUAACAACACAACCUUUCGCAACGACAACAUGGGGCAUGUCAUGUGGGUAAUUCAGACAAAGGCGGAUGAGAAAUGGGUACUCGAGCUCACUGGUGCUCAGUACGGCAUUCGUGGGGUGACCUUUCCUAGGAAUUACUUCCUAUGGAAAGUGUGCAUCACUGAACACUUUGCUGAGAGGCCAGCUGAGAAGGAGUGGGAGUGCUUAGUAGAAGCCGCCAGCGACGGGGACAAAUUACGGGCCUUUCAUCGAGACGCUGGCCGCCAUUUCUUUGAAAUCGUGAAGGCGUACUUGAAAGAACAUCCCGAAUUUGUGUACCUUGAAAAUGGCGCUUUCGAACACUCUCUCUUGGAUUCAACAGCUCGAGUUCGCCACGGUAUGGCCCAAUUUGUGGCCAACCGCUAUGGGACCAACGCUUGA